AUGGCCAACCCACGCUUGUUGACAAGGCUAUGCAUUACACUACUCUGUUGCUUUCUAUCAAGCAAUAAGCAUUUUCAGCGUAAUAUGUUGUCAUCCAAGGUUAUGCCAUCAAUUGGUAAUGUCGAAGGCGUUCUAUUGCGAAGUUUAUUUCUAUCGCCUUCUGGAAGUAUUCGUGUUAAGGAUAAAUCAACGUUAACACUAAACUGCACUACAUCGUCGUAUAAUGGUACUACCAAUGUGGAAAAUAUUCAAUGGUUUAAAAUUGGCGAUAAUAAUCAAUCGUUAUUGCAACCCUCUGGUCAACGUCGAGCCAUAAGAGUAGGAGAUCAUGUUGUAGUCCAACUCCAUUGGAAUCGGAUUAAUAGUACCGACAAUGGCCGAUAUCGAUGUCAAUGGUCUCAAUUUAGUCAAAAUAAUGAUGUGACUGUAAACGUUGAAGGCCCUCCAACAUUAGCUAUUACCUCAGUGAAAACGCUUUCUGGCUAUGUUUAUAUGAGAUGGAAACUUUAUAACAGUGGUAAUGCACCUGUACUUUAUCAAGUCUCCCGCACUAUUGUCAAUAACGGAAUAGCAUCAACUAAUUUAAUCAUCGGAUGUCUGAAUACAACUACAAGCUAUUGUAGAACUAUUGCUGUCGACUUCAUUGUGGACUAUUGCGUCCGAGCCGUCAGGAAUCAUGAUAUCGUAAUAACGGCGUGUGUACUUCGAUAUAAUGCUUUUGAUGAAGUUGUACCAUCCCCACCGAUCAACUUACAUGUUAUUAAGGAUAAAGGCCCUUACUUGAAUUUAACAUGGGCAACAGCACAAGAUUAUGCUAUUUAUUAUGACAGAAUUGUCAAUCAUAUUCGUCUCUGCUAUGAUGUACGAUUUCCAAUCCAUGGGAACCCAACGUGCCUUGAUUUGAAUAAACAUCGCAAGGCAUACUCAUUUAAUAAUAAUUUAUUACAAUAUGGCUAUCUCUAUGAGUUCUACCUAAGGACUGUUGCCAAAAAUAACAAGCAAAGCGCACCAUCGUCUAAAAUAUAUACCAACUACUACGAAUCUACUCCAACAGGAAGUCCAGAGAAAUUUAUGUGCAAUUGUAAACAACCCAGUUUUCUAAAAUUGAAACGAAAUUGUUCGUUCACAUGGGAGUAUCCACUUCAACGAAGAAAUGGUAAUUUAACUCAUGCCUACAUCAAUUUAGUACCAUUUAAUAAUCCUGAAGGAAUUGAAUAUCGUUGUAUCGAUGGUAAUAAAUUUCAAGCUGAAUUCAUACUUUGGACUAAUACUUCAUACAAUGGCAGUAUUGUUGUAUCUAACUCUAUCGGCAAUAGCUCAAAAGCGCAUUGCAUGAUCGACCUAGCCUACAAGCCGAUAACAGUGAUACCCAUGACAACCGAUUUUGUUCCGUAUACGUCAUCCUAUUCACCAGCUGAUCAAGGAUCACCACUUAUGGUUAUUACAACAUGUGUUUUAUCAGUAUGCCUAUCGCUACUUUUGCUCAUGCUUUCGAUUGUGCUGUGGAGAUAUUAUUCAUCAAGAAGAAGGAAGAAAACAGUCACAGAAUCAUCUCAGAAUACGCAUGUUCAAAGCCGUCCAUUACCUCCCCUUCCUUCAAAUUAUGAUUACGUAGAUGUCAAAGAUAUCUUAAAGACCGAUUAUACCGAAUGGACUGAUAUGCACGAUCAGGACACUUUCUUACAUGAUUUCCCUAUUACUGAUGAUAAGUUACCUGACGUUAAUAUUUUACAAAGUGUCAAGAACAAGACUAUAAUUAAAGAACCUCAAAAUGAUAUUGAAGUCAUUAAUAAUCAAGUUGCUUGCAUCGACAACGACUAUAAUACUAAGAAAGUUUACGAUUUAUCACCAGAAUGUAAAAAAGAAGGAUCAUUUAGUACUUCACCUGGAGGCGGUAUAUCAUUAGGUUAUUCAAGUUGUAGAUUUGAAAUCAAAGUAGCAUCAGAAGAGCUGACAUCAUCAUCUUCUUCUGGAGAAUAUAUGCAGGUAACUCUACCCCCGUUACGAAAUGAAAACGGUACUUUGGAGUAA
Messenger RNA from Trichoplax adhaerens, 2031 nucleotides. RefSeq lists its product as uncharacterized. The coding region runs from base 1 to 2031 and encodes 676 amino acids. The transcript has 10 exons. Lineage: Eukaryota; Metazoa; Placozoa; Uniplacotomia; Trichoplacea; Trichoplacidae. The record is from RefSeq and is a predicted model, not a curated record. Gene Ontology annotation, molecular function: protein binding.